CUCUUGGUAGUUCGCCGCCGAACAUUGGUGUCAGCUGGAAGACUCCGUCAGAUGGUGUCGUGAAUCCUGUAAAAUCACAUCGAUCAGUGCGCGACGAGGAUAGUCAAGAUGAGCGGUGGUAUGCCAGAGCUGGGCUCGAAGAUCAGUUUGAUCUCGAAGGCAGAUAUCCGUUAUGAAGGCCGCUUGUUCACCGUCGAUCCACAGGAAUGCACGAUCGCCCUGGCCAACGUGCGUUCCUUUGGUACCGAGGAUCGGGAAACUCAACUUCCGGUGGCACCACAAAAUCAGGUGUAUGAAUAUAUUCUGUUUCGUGGGUCUGAUAUCAAAGAUAUCAGAGUUGUCAACAAUGUCAGUUCCAUUCCCAAUGAUCCAGCUAUUGUGCAGAUGACAGUGCAGCCAUCUAUGGGUCAGCAGUCGUAUCAACCACAGCCGUAUCAAGCUCAUCCGAUGAUGGGCCAGAUGGGCCCGAUGGGCGGCCAGUAUGGAGCUCCAUACGGCAUGGGUAUGGGAGCUAUGGGUCCGGUAAUGGGAAUGCCGGCUGCAACUAGAGAUCCCCGUGGAGCACUGAAUAAACAGCCAAGUGUAUUAGAUCUUAUCAGUGGUGGUUCUCGUUCAACCACUCCUACAUCAUCUUUAUUGACGAGGAAAAGCCCAACAAUGGAUCAAGGAAUUCAGGUAGGACAUGAUCAACAAUCACAGCAGAGCAGUAACAUGGGAAAAUUGAAUGACAAGUCAAACAUCAGGACCGUCCAACCGCCUCGUCGAGAUCAUGACAGUCACGGAGGUCCUAAGACAGGCAUGUCUCAGUACAAUGAUAAGAGGGACAUGAUGAAACAGGACGGUCAGAAUCAAGGUCACAUGCAAGGUGGCAACCAUCGAGGCAAUCGCGGUGGUUGGGUGAAUCGUGGCAACAUGAGAGGCAGAGGAGGCAGAGGACGCGGUGGUUUUCGUACAAAUCAAGCAGGCAACGCUGGUGCCAAGCCUAAGAAUACACUGAAGUUUGAUAACGACUAUGAUUUCGAACAAGCCAAUACUGAGUUCGAGGAGUUGAGAUCGAAAUUGGCAAAGACGAAAAUCGACGGUACCGAUAAUGAAAAGAAAGACGACAGCGGGAACGAAACGGGCGCGGGCGAAGGUGAACCUGAAGAGGAACCAGAAAUCGUUCACUACGAUAAAUCGAAAUCAUUCUUUGAUAAUAUUAGUUGUGAAGCUGUGGAAAGGAGUAAAGGGCGAUUCCAACGUACGGAUUGGAGAACAGAGCGUAAACUAAAUUCAGAAACGUUCGGCGUGGCUUCCACAAGACGCGGAGGAUUCCGCGGUCGUGGUUAUUACAAUCGCGGUAUGGGCGGAGGUAUGUACAGAGGCAGCGGCGGCGGCGGCAACUCCGGUUUCCGCGGCGGUUAUCGAGGGCCUAGCAGGGGCGGUAAUCGCAAGCCUGGUAAUCAAUUACAGAGUAAUACAGGAAGUCAAAAUCGCGCGACCAACGAACAGUCUGUCUCUCAGUCGCAGGCGAACGUUAUCUAAAUAAAAAGAGAAUGUAAUUUGUCACCGGUACGGCGUAAAAAAAAAAGUAUAAAUAAUGCCGGGGAGAAUGAGCGAUGCUAUAUAUAAGUAUUCAACUAUAGAUUAAGAUUUUUACGAUAUGUGCUCUACCGUUACGGACUGAUUUGGGUUAAACUUUGGCAAUCGAAUCGGACGGAGAUAUACGCGGUUGGAUUAAAUAUAGAUUAUAUAACGGAGCGCGUUUGCAAUCGCCGAACCGGUGGUUACGUGUGGGGUUAAGUGACAAAAAUCGCACAUGUGGACGUUGCUGGCGCAUAUGACUCUUUGCAUCGAUAUUUUGCGGCUAGAUGAUCGAAGAAGGUACUUUUAGAAAAAUUUUCUUACCGCUUAGUCGACAAUGAUCACGAUGAGUUGGCGUUAAAAAAAUAAUAUAUAAAAUUUCUUUCGCAUCAGGAAAGCGAAGUCAAUUACAAGUAGAACAUUGUUCCUUGUUCUUCUUUUUUAAAUUGAUACUUAUUUGUGCAUUCAGAUAUGAAUUUGAGAAAGAAAAUUACCUGUGGAAGAAUUAGUUGUAAGUUUUAUUGGAAAUAUAUAUGUCUAAUUGAAGUCUUAAUGGAAUAAUCUGAAUCACAUUAAACGAGUCGUGUGUCUGUGUGUAGUUAAAGAAAAAUUGUACAAUUCUAUCGUGAUCAUUCUUCAGUUCAGGUUUUCUCAAGACUUGACUUAUAAAUAAUAAUGGAAUGGCUUUAUGAUGAUGGUGACUUGAUGAUACUGGUCGUUAGGGAAUAGCUGGUUUGUAUCCGUAUAUCGGAAGUGAAUGGUAAAAUAGACGUGCAUAAAAGUACUUUCUCGUCAAAGUAUGUAAAAAUCGAUUGUAUCAAAUUGCAUUUGUCGAGAUUAGGAAUAUUGCGAGGUACAUAGUACAAGGCAAAUCUGGCACAAAAAAAUUAUUCUUUUCUUUUGUUUUGGUUUUUUUGAAUGUACGUCGACAAAGUUUUUCAAAUUCUCGGCAUAAAGUUUAUGUAAACGUAUGAUUUUAUUAGAGCGGAUAAAUAUAAUAAGUAGAGAGAAAUGAGUUGGCGAAAGCCAGUUUAUAUAAAAUUUUUGUAUUAUUCAAUUGAAACCUUGCCGGCCCGCUUACUCUUUGCAAGAUCUGCAUUUAGAAUUACGAAAGGUGUAAGCGUCAGUCUGAUCGUUGUAAGUAGCUAAGUUCUAAAUCAUGUUACAUAGUUGUCAUCGUGCGCUGCAACUAAGGAUUCCUCGAUUGCUCUCGAAUCUAUCGAGUAUUUUCAAUUAAGAAACUUGUACGUCUACUUACAAUUUAUAAAGUUAAUGUUUCGAACAUUAUCAGUUAUGUAAUUACAUGUUAAAUCUAUAUUUUGUCGGUUUAUUUUUAUUUUUUCCGUUAAUUCUAAAACUAUAAUAUAACAUGCACACGUAUUGAAAAAGAAAUUGGUGCACUUGUAAUCAACAUACAUGUAUGAGGUGAAAAAAAAGCACUGUAGUUAAAGACUUAUUUAUUAUAAGAUAAUUAUGAUAUUUUCAAUCAUAAUAUUAUUUAUCGGAGAUAACGAUCAUAUAUGUAUAUUCAAGUGGAACUACAAUUAAUCCUUUUUCUUUUCAUAAACUUGUUCUAGUUUUGGAACAAGAAUUAACGAAAGCUUUUGUAUAUAAGCGAACAAUUGAGUGUGCUUGGAUCAUGGAAAUUCGAAAUUGAGCUUAUAUAUAUAUAUAGCAAACAUUUACUAAAGUAUUAAACGUAUAAAGGUAUUUUUAUCAUCUUAAUUUGAUUGUAAUCGACUACUCAUGCUUCCGAAGAAUCCUUCUUGAUGCACGAUGACGCUGCGCGCAGAAUUGUGUUAAAUAGCGAUGCGAAUAAGAGUAAAAGCAUGAUGUCCUUAAAGAUAUAAGACGUGAAAGAAACAGAAUAAGAAUAUUAUUUGCAACUAUUAUUUUUCUAUGGCUCAUACGGAGUCCAACUCAUACAGAUAAUUAUAUACAUACAUACACACAUAAAUACAAACACGUAACUUGAGAUUUACAUAACUGGUAAGCAGACCUCCAAUAGGCUAUCACAGGAAAUGCAAAGUAAAAUAAAAAGAAUAGGACUAUAAAACGAAGUAAGCGAAUAGAAGAUAAUACGGUGGUGAGGAAAUUUAACUUUUAAGUUUUCAUGCCUAGCGCAUGCGAGAAAGAAUACAUAAUGUACGUGAGAAUGAAUUUUUUUUUGUACAGCAGAUAUUGUGAUUCCCGAUGCUGAAUAAUACUGGAAUGAUGAAAUAACA
Molecule: messenger RNA, 3788 nt
Organism: Linepithema humile (Argentine ant)
Lineage: Eukaryota; Metazoa; Arthropoda; Insecta; Hymenoptera; Formicidae
Gene: tral
Product: trailer hitch
Biological process (GO): cytoplasmic stress granule assembly; P-body assembly
Cellular component (GO): P-body
Molecular function (GO): mRNA binding
Source: RefSeq, a predicted model, not a curated record